AUGACUUUGAACGAGGCGAUUCGUUUGCGUGGCUUCCAGCAGCCUCCAACCAAUCCGGCCGCCUGGUAUGCCUACAAGCACAAAACCCGGUUGGAGAAGUGGGCAGCGCCUGCAAUCUGGACGUUGCUCCUCCUGGGCGUCGUCGAGACUCCGCUGUGGUGCAACAGCAAGCUCGGUUCCACAGGAGGUUCUUGCCCGGCUGGCGAAAGCCCCGAAUUCCUCCUCAGCGGUUUGCUAUACCUUCCUGUCGCGUGGGCUGUGGGAGUCGAGCUGUGUAUCCUGACCUUCCUCUUGGUGCACUUCGUGGUACAUCUCCGACUGUUCAGCGCCAUGAAGGGCUACGGCCAUGCCACGACAGCAGGCAAAUUGCUCGUCGAGGGAGCGCUGAUCGCUUUAAGCUACGUGGACUUGGCUUCCUUUGUCGCCGGCUCGACGAUGCGCGUUGCGCCAGUCCUCAGAUUCGGCCUCGCUGCAUGUGCAGUGCCACGACUGCAGGAGUUGCUGCUGUCCUUCAUCCGGACAACAAAAGCCGUGAGCAAGGUUGGCAUGUUUCUGGUCUACACGGUGCUCCUCUUUGCUUUCGUGACUGCUUCCACCUUUGAUGAUGUCGAGGACAAUGAUCCAUUUGGCACUCCUGCGAAUACAGGCUUUACGUCGUUCAGCAGCGCGGUGUACACAUGCUUCGCAGCUCUGACAACAGCAACACUGCCGGAUGCACUGGUGCCAACAUACAGCACAGAACGGAUCUACGCCUUGAUCUGGAUACCCUUCAUCUUCAUGGGGUCCGUGCUUCUGAAGCAGGUAAUCCUGGCUGGUGUUUAUACCGACUACAGCCAGAAUGCCAAGAUCAAUUUGAUGGAAGGUCGCAAGCUUCGACAAUCCGGCAUCGAGUCCGCCUUUGCCCUGCUGAAGACAGCAAAGGAAGAGAAGGGCGCUGCCGUGAGGUUCAAUGAUUUCGAGAAGCUGGUGGACGCCAUGAGUGUGCUGCUGGACAUGUCCGGGACGAAGGAGAUGCUGCGCGUGAUCUUCCAAGCCUUGGACGACAACCUGGACGGCGUCUUGGACUGGUCCGAGUUUCAGGAGAUGUGCGAUGUGCUUCAGUUUCAGUUCGACAUCACGAAACGUGAUGCACCUUUGAAGGAAUGCCUAACCGGAACAUCCUUGGGAAGGUGGAUGAAGAAGCUCAUGGAGAACGGCUCCCGAUCAUUUUGGCUGCGGGGCUGGGUGGAGAUGGGGCCUGGCCAGGUCAUGAACACGGUGGUCACCGCGAAUGUGUUUUGGGUCGUUUUCGAAUCCAUCAUCGACAUGAACGACAUCAAGGAGCCCGCGUGGGUAGUCAAUGUGGACCUCUCGUUCUCCCUGGUCUACAUGCUUGAGGCCCUCCUGAAGCUGUCCUACUGGUCCUGGGAGGAGUUCUGGUUCCAUUCCGACAACAGGUUUGACCUGGUUACCAGCAUCAUCCUGAGUGGCGUGGCUGUUGUCUUCCUGACGGUCCAACACAUCUCGGUUGAAACGCUUCGCAGUGCCAACGUGCUACGACUACUUCGAGUCCUGAAGGCUUUGAAGCACGUCAAAACCUACAGGCGCACAAGCAUGAUUGUCAGCAAGCUCUUCAGCACGUGUCGCGAGGUUCUGUUGCUGAACGUCUUGGUGGUGUUGCUCUGGGCCUCCAUUGGAGUCGAAAUCUUCGGAGGUCGCUUGGUGCCUUCGAACCCCAGGCUCUCAGAGGACUUGGGGUAUUUCCAGAGCCACUACCAGGUGUUGAACUUCAACGACGUUCCGAUGGGGAUGAUGACACUUUUCAUGUGGACCCUGGGCGAAUGGAACGAUGACCUGGCCACUGCCUGCUUGGAGUCUUGGCUUGCGAUCUUCUCUCACUUUGGUACUGCGUGGUGA
Molecule: messenger RNA, 1896 nt
Organism: Symbiodinium sp. CCMP2456
Lineage: Eukaryota; Dinophyceae; Suessiales; Symbiodiniaceae
Source: the annotation of a GenBank genome assembly